UACGUUACUGUACUAUUCUAACUUGUUCCCGGUAGAAAAGUUUUGUAACAUAUUCCUUUACAAUAUUGUUUGCAAUGGAUUAUAAAAAUUAUAUUGCAUUCUUGGGACUUAUUUUAAGCUUAAAUUACGUCUGUUGCCAAUAUAGGGUAAUAAAGACUCAAGGCACCUCAUUAUCAGAUCGCGUACAGCAAUUAACAGAGCUAGCUCUAACAAGAUCUGUACUUAAAUUCAAUGGAGCAAAGUUUAAAGAAUAUGUUAAAACUACACCGAGAAAUUAUUCUGUUGUCGUAAUGUUUACUGCUAUGGCACCACAAAGACAGUGUCAGAUAUGCAGGCAUGCAAGAGAUGAAUUUGUGAUUGUAGCAAACUCAUUCAGAUACCUACAAUCACAUUCAAAGAAAUUGUUCUUUGUAGCUGUAGAUUUUGAUGAAGGAUCAGAUGUAUUCCAAAUGAUGCGAUUAAAUACUGCACCAGUAUACAUGCAUUUUCCACCAAAAGGAAAGCCAAAGCCUGCAGAUACUAUGGACAUUCAAAGAGUAGGAUUUGGAGCUGAAGCAAUUGCAAAGUGGAUAUCUGAACGUACUGACAUUCAGAUUAGGGUAUUCAGGCCUCCAAACUAUUCUGGCACAGUAGCAGUGAUAAUGUUACUGGUAUUAACUGGAGGAUUCUUAUAUUUGAGACGCAAUAAUUUGGACUUCAUUUAUAACAAAACAAUUUGGGGACUUUGUGCACUGAUUUUCACACUUAUGAUGAUAUCUGGGCAAAUGUGGAAUCAUAUUAGAGGACCACCAUUCGUGCAUAGAUCAUCUAGUGGAAAUAUAGCUUAUAUACAUGGUUCUUCUCAAGGCCAAUUUAUUUUGGAAACAUACAUUGUUAUGGUUUUGAAUGGAGCAGUAGUUUUAGGUAUGAUUUUAAUGACCGAAGCUGCUUCCCGUAAAGGUGAUGUAAAAAAACGACGAAUAUUUGCUGCAAUAGGUGCAGGCUUAGUCGCUAUCUUUUUUAGUCUGUUAUUAUCAAUAUUUAGGAACAAAGUACCACUUUAUCCAUACAGUUAA
Messenger RNA from Habropoda laboriosa, 1055 nucleotides. It is a transcript of the gene Ostgamma, whose product is annotated as tumor suppressor candidate 3. The record is from RefSeq and is a predicted model, not a curated record. The coding region runs from base 75 to 1055 and encodes 326 amino acids. Gene Ontology annotation, cellular component: oligosaccharyltransferase complex. Lineage: Eukaryota; Metazoa; Arthropoda; Insecta; Hymenoptera; Apidae. The transcript is spliced from 8 exons.